AUGAAAUGCCACGCUCAGAAGAGCGACAAAAUAGCCGCCAGCAAACCGGCAGCCAGUCGUAGGAAUACUAUUUCUGAAGGUGUCGCCCCUCAAACAGCUCGAAAUGAAUUCGAUAUCAAUUCGCCGGCCGCCGUGGCAAAUGGCCCUCACACUGGUAUCCCCUUGAUGCAAAUUCUCUCGCCGACAAACUAUCAUCCACCUCAAGGAAAUGAGUCUACCCAACCGUCCAGGCACUCUCUGGACCUUUCCACUCCGUUCUUGGACCCUACGACAUCGUCGAACCCUCUCAACCUGGGCAUGUCCAGUACCACUUGGACCGUUCCAUCUCCAAUCAGCACAAUGAACAAGAUGUCUCAACCGCCAGCGCCGCAAAAGCAAUCUCCCUCUCAAAAUAGUGGUGGCAACACGUCGACAUUUGAGACCUCGGUCACUACCCCUGGAAAUCCUGUUCAGACUCCGAGGUCAGAGAUGGCACCCAACCAUUUCGCAGACAAUCACAUCGAAUGGCUUCCUCCGUCAGACCCAGAUCAAAGCAACUUCCAUGAUCCCUUCCAAAUGUGGCUGUUUCCGUCACUUGGCGAUCUGGACCAGUCACCGGACUUUCUUCAGACGUAUGGCCUUACAGACCCUUCGCAGCAAUUCGCCGAUCCCAAAGACUUGACAAGUGGCAGAACAUAUGAGCACGCCGAUCGACUCAAGACCAUCGACAAAGUCCCACGAGAGCGAUUCUCAAGGGUGCAGCGGUGCUGGGGCCCUCGUCCCGGCCGCGUACACCGUAUUAUGCCCAUCCUCUGGAAAGAGGUGGCAUCAUUACACUUGGACAAUAUCUUUUCCGAAUCACCCACAACAGCCGAUGACUUUCGAACCACCUCGAACUGGGGUCUCGAUAUUGACUGCAGAGUUCGAUUACGAGACGCCUUCCGGACCCCGGCACCAUCAGUCUAUCACUCGCCGAAAAUCCCACCCAUUGUCGAUCCAUCUCUUGUGCAGGGCAACGAGGAAUUCCCCCCUGCCGAGAUUCUCGACAUCGCACUCGGCCUCUUCUUCAGACGCUUCCACCCCACAGUACCCUUCAUCCACAUGGCCACGUUCUCCGUGCGCACCACACCUUCCCCCAUGCUCUUUGCCAUGUGCCUCAUCGGCCUGAGCAUCUUGGGCACAACGGGAGCCACCAAGUUCGUGGCCAAGAUGUUUCCGAGUUUUCUUCAGCGCGUAUGCAACGAUCUGUCCGUGUGCGCGGCAACAUCGGCUUCGCCGACCCAACAACUCGUAGUCUUCGCGACGGCGCUGCUCACGCUCAACCUCUCCGUCGUCACGGGCGACCGGGACUCGUUCAACCAGAGUCAAAUGCUGUACGUCAGCUUGAUCUCGAUGGCGCAACAAAACGGCCUAUUUGCCGCGGGAGACGGACAGUCUCUGGACGCACUGUUGUCCGAAAUGUCCGAAUCCGACGACCGGUGGAAGGUGUGGAGCCGGAUCGAGUCGGCCAAACGCCUGAUCCUCGGCCUCCUGCUCGUGGACUCGUGGUACUCGAACCUUCUUUCGAAAGCGCCCAUCAUCAGGUCCGAGUCGGUUUGCGUGGUGGCGCCUUGCGACGAAGCGCUCUUCCAAGCCAAGUCGGCCACGCAAUGGCAGUCCCUGCUGCGAAGCGGCAAGAGCCAGAGCGCGCCGCGGUUCCGGAUCGAGGACCUCCACAAGCACGACAUGCAGCCCACGGCUGGCCAGCUGGGAUAUCUGGGCCGGUCGAGCCUGCUGGCGCUGCUCCAGAUCCAGAUGCUCGAAGCGUACCAACGCCUCAUGCCGCCGGACCAGCUGACCAUCGGCUCCUUUAUCCCUUGGCACGUGUACGCGGGCGACGUGCGCGCCAGGACGCUCAUCCCUGCAGUCCUCGCCUCAGGGGCAGUCGCCGGAGCUGCCGCGGGCCGGUCGUCGUCACCCAACAACAACACCACCACCGACGACACGAACUGCACCGUGCUCUGGCACAGCCUGUGCGUCAUGCUCCUGUCCGACUUCCGCAUGUUCGAGCUCGCGGCCGGCCGCCACGGCGCCGCCCCGGCCACGGGGGCCCUGGAGAGCAUAGGCCAGUGGUCGCAGACGCAGUCGGCGCGGCGGGCGUGCGUGCACGCGGCGCAGAACUUCAGGUUGAUGUCGGAGCGCCGCGUCUCGGACAACGUCACCAUCCACUCGGUCACGGCGCUGUUCGCGUCCGCGCUCGUGCUGGGCCUGUACCUGUUCAUGGUCCAGCCCGGGCCGGCCUCGAGGCAGGGGACCGCCCCCGUCGAGCUCAUCGAGACCGACCCGGACUGGGCCGAGAUGCACGACCUGGGAUUCAGAGACGACUCGCUGGACGGCCACCACGCCGAGCGCAACCUGACCGCGAACCGCGAGGACGAGCAGCACUUCUCCCUCGUGUACCAGUUCGUCAAGCACGGCGGCACCGUCAGCCUCAACGGCGUCGUGCACCAGGGCGGCUACGAGAGUGCGCGCAGGGUCCUUUUGGACUUUGCGAACCUGAUGGACGGCAUUUCCGGAAGGAGGCUCCGGACCUUUACGCAGGUGUUGCAUAUCAUGAGCGACGAUUUGAUGAAUGUGGAUCCCGGCAUGUAG
Molecule: messenger RNA, 2610 nt
Organism: Exophiala spinifera
Lineage: Eukaryota; Fungi; Ascomycota; Eurotiomycetes; Chaetothyriales; Herpotrichiellaceae
Exons: 1
Coding region: 1-2610 (869 amino acids)
Biological process (GO): regulation of transcription by RNA polymerase II; DNA-templated transcription
Cellular component (GO): chromatin
Molecular function (GO): RNA polymerase II cis-regulatory region sequence-specific DNA binding; DNA-binding transcription factor activity, RNA polymerase II-specific; zinc ion binding
Source: RefSeq, a predicted model, not a curated record